CUGAGAAAGUGAAGCCUGCACCAGCCUCCUGUCCUUUCACUUUGGAAAAAGGGAAGUCACCAAGUGUAAGCUAGAAGUAGGUGCUACUGCCAUCAGCAGGUCCCACCCAGAGCUGCCUUCCCCUCCCCAACCAGAAGUCAUCACUUCUCUGUGUUUAGCGAGACUUCCCCACACCCCUGGGGACAAGGAGGACCUCACAUAAGGAGAUGGUUUUGUGGUUUGAAACAAAACGUUUUCCUUGAGACAGAGAGUACCAUUUCAGCUUUGAUGUACAAAUUUGCCAGCGAAACCCACCAGUGACCCAAGGAAGAAAAGGCAGGGUUUUCUCCAGUUUGUUCACUGGGUCAACAGGGACAUUCAGAUCUGUUCUGUGCCUUUUCCUGGAUGGCCCUGGGACCAGAAUCUGAAUCGUAAGAAAUGCCCAGAAGGCUCCCUCCCUUGGUCCUUCAGUUCAGUUUGGCCAAUAAAACAUCUGCGGGAGGGGUCAUCGGCCUCCUGUCCAGCCUGUCACUGGUGCUCACUUUAGUACCUCAAGCCUGGCCACUCACAGAGCCCUGCUGUCACUAAGUUCCAGGGCUACACUGCCAGACGACUACUUUAUGAAUGGUCUAUUAAAUUUUCCCCCGAUUAUUCCAAUUUGAAUAUACAAUCUGUUCUUUGUCAGAACCCAGGCUUAAAGGAGACUCUAGGCAUCUGUGAACUGUCACCCUGGUCUUACUUGGGUCUCAAUGGAUGAGUUCCUGCCCCACACUGACCAACAUGAAGGGCAUGGUACCACCCUCCUCAUGGUUGCCUCCUACGCUGGCCACAUAGACUGUGUGAGGGAGCUGGUUCUGCAGGGAGCGGACAUCAACCUCCAGAGAGAGUCAGGUACAACUGCCCUGUUCUUUGCUGCCCAGCAAGGCCACAAUGACGUCGUGAGAUUUCUCUUUGGAUUCGGAGCAUCCACUGAAUGUAGGACCAAAGAUGGGGGCACUGCCCUGUUGGCUGCCAGUCAAUAUGGGCACAUGCCAGUGGUGGAGACCUUGCUGAAACAUGGAGCCAACAUCCAUGACCAACUUUAUGAUGGAGCCACUGCCCUCUUCCUAGCUGCCCAGGGUGGUUACUUGGAUGUCAUUCGGCUACUUCUGUCUUCAGGAGCAAAAGUCAACCAGCCAAGGCAGGAUGGAACCGUGCCUCUGUGGAUCGCAUCCCAGAUGGGCCACAGCGAGGUGGUGCGCGUGAUGCUGCUGAGGGGAGCCGACCGUGACGCUGCACGCAACGACGGUACCACAGCACUGCUGAAAGCCGCCAACAAAGGGUAUAAUGAUGUCAUAGAGGAGUUGCUCAAAUUCUCACCUACUCUCGGUAUUUUGAAGAAUGGGACUUCGGCUCUCCAUGCAGCAGUGCUCAGCGGGAAUAUUGAAACAGUUGCGCUGCUCCUGGAAGCAGGGGCAGAUCCAGCCUUGAGAAACAAGGCCAAUGAGCUCCCCGCAGAACUAACCAAAAAUGAACACAUACUGCGCCUCCUGAGAAGCAAAGAAGGACCCAGCAAGAACGAAUUUGGUUCCACCCUAGAUAGAUAGAAACUUAAGCCACAUUGUCCAGAGAGAAAUGGUUUUUAACAAUGUCGGAAAUUCUUUGAAGAAAGAAUGCUUACCAUGUGGGCUUGUGCAUUGUGCACGAAAAUCCAAGAAGGGCUUAGAGUCCACUUCCCCUUACAGGGCUUCUCACACUGCCCUGUAACUUGGCCCUGGGGAUAUUCACAGAUUUCACAGAAACUUAUUUACAACUGUGCUAGCCUGAGUCCCUUGGUUAAACUUGAUGUUCGACAUGGUUUUCGUUCUAAAAAGGGGAGACAAAAGGUCUUGUUCUUUAAGAGUCAAAGAUUGACCUUCAGCAAAUCAAUGCAUUUUUGCUUUUGUGUUAAAUGUAGCUAUGCUAAAAUAUGUUACAUCCAUCAUAUUCAUCAUAGUUAUGUAUGUCCAUUCGGUGUAAAAUCUUUCCUGCCACCUGGAGACCAUAGCCAUGAUACUGUGACCCGAUGAUACCUGAGCAUCCAUUAUUUAAGAUCCACUCUGACAUUCCACUAUGUGCUACUCAAAGAUGAGACAUUAACACAUAGAAAAGAUACAGUAUGUUGGUUGUUGAAGCCUCAUCUUAUUCAUAAUAUAUAAAAUCACUGUCUCUUAGUGGACCGUGUCUGUGUUUGAGGAAACCAGUGGAAAAUCGAAAACCCCAAAAGCUGCAAACCAUAAGUCUCUUUGAGCUUUGAUUUUCGUUUUAUUGUCUAGAGUCCAUGUCCCAUGCCACAGAUGAGUGCACAACAUGCUGUGGGAUCUGGCUUCCAGCAGCUGUCUCUAACACACAGGCUUUGAGCUCAUUGGACAAAACACGAUAUACAUAAGUACUGUUGUUGUUACUGUUACUACUUGGGGAGUAUCCAUAGUAAAAGGCAUUGGUAGCAUUUCCCAGGUGCUCAUGGGUGGACUGGAUCCAAGAAAGAACCCCAAGUUUACUAAUUGUUUCUUUGAGGGGCCCUAAAGUUGAUGUUCAAUGUCCUUUCAAUGGUGUCUAGCUGCCUCUGUCAGUGCCUGACUGCACACACAGAAAUCAAGUUUUCUUCUGUAUCAUACCCUAUGAAAUACUAGUAAUACUUCUUUUUAUUUAAACACGUAUGUAAUGGUCCUUGCUCAUGUUUCCAACCAAUAGUUUCUAUGUAAAGUCAUAUUAACAUGGAGGUAAAAGUAAUCCUAAAUUAGUUUUGCUUUAACCAACAUGCAAUGGUAGCAUUACCUUUAUGUCAUUAAUUGCCAGAAUGAAACUUUUGAAAUUAGAAGAUAGUCUCUUAAAAUUAUUUAUGAUAAAUUCAAUCAGAAUGGGGAGAUUUUGAUAAACAUUGCUCACAAAGCCAGUACAAAGAGUAUGAGACUCUUGCCAAAGAUGGGCAGUGCAAAAAUCCCCAGGGUAAUUUUGAGACGAAAGAUGAAAAAACUGAACGUUGCCAAAACACCAGACACAAAUAUUUGGCAGCGAAAGAUCAGUGCCAACUUCCUCAUUGGCAGCCUCUUACUCAGCAGAGUUAUACUGAAUAUACACACUUGCCCUUGGGAAUUUUGAAAUGCUAAGAAAAUAAUGUGGCUGUAAAUGCUUUGCAUUUUAGUUAGCCCUAUACCAGAACCAGCUGUUCAUCACUGAUCCAAAACAGAGGAGUAGUGUGGGUACCAACAUUGAAAUCAGGAACUUCGUGUUUUUCACUAAAACAUGUUGGUCUGUCCCUCAUAUGAACUAUUUUAGGACCGUGGAAUUAAUUCAGUAUCUUUAGCAAUACUUAAUAAAAGACCUUUGUACUUUAGGAAACAGGCUAUCUAGAUUAGCAUUUGAUCUAGAUGCAGUUUUGAUGUCAUCCUUGCAGGGAAGUUAAGAACUUACCAAAGACUGAACAAAAUGUCUGUUGUUUCAAGAACCAUGCUUCAGUUUGUUCUCCUGUAAAAGACUGUUGCUUUAUAUUAGUCUCAUUAGCAAUUCAGUUUUCAUCCAAAGACUUAACACAAGAGGUUCCUAUGAAAUAAAAUAAUCUGUUUAACUGCACUACAAAAGCUUGCCGCUACAUCCAUUUGAUUGACAGCACAUUCCAUAUUAUACUUCAAAUAAAGUUAAUACACUUCCUGA
This is a messenger RNA of Mesocricetus auratus (golden hamster), 3651 nucleotides long. It is a transcript of the gene Ankrd29, whose product is annotated as ankyrin repeat domain 29. Bases 729 to 1565 code for a protein of 278 amino acids. Gene Ontology annotation, molecular function: transmembrane transporter binding; RNA binding; RNA nuclease activity. Gene Ontology annotation, cellular component: synapse; axon initial segment; membrane. The record is from RefSeq and is a predicted model, not a curated record. NCBI's taxonomy places the organism in Eukaryota, Metazoa, Chordata, Mammalia, Rodentia, Cricetidae. Gene Ontology annotation, biological process: neuronal action potential; RNA processing; negative regulation of delayed rectifier potassium channel activity. The transcript is spliced from 9 exons.